AUGAUGAAUGCACGAAGACCAGAACGUCAAGAUCGUGAACAAGAAUCUUUAACACGUAUAGCCAUUGUUAGUAAUGAUCGUUGUAAACCCAAAAAAUGCAAACAAGAAUGUAAACGUUCAUGCCCCGUAAAUAAAAUGGGAAAAUUGUGUGUCGAAGUAACAUCCGAAUCAAAAAUCUCUAAUAUAUCUGAAGAAUUAUGUAUUGGUUGUGGUAUAUGUGUUAGAAAAUGUCCAUUUGAGGCCAUAGCUAUUAUUAAUUUGCCAAGUAAUUUGGAUAAAGAUACAACACAUCGUUAUGGACCAAAUGCAUUCAAAUUACAUCGUCUACCAACACCACGACCCGGGCAAGUUCUUGGUUUAGUUGGAAUAAAUGGUAUUGGAAAAACAACAGCCUUAAAAAUAUUAGCUGGACAAUUAAAACCAAAUUUAGGAAAAUUUAAUACUCCACCUGAUUGGGAAUAUAUUUUAAAAUUUUUCCGUGGUUCUGAAUUACAAAAUUAUUUUACAAAAAUUCUAGAAGAAAAUCUAAAAGCAAUUCUUAAACCACAAUAUGUUGAUCAAAUUCCAAAAGCUGUCCGAGGAAAUGUACAAGAUAUCCUGAAUAAAAAGGAUGAACUUGGAAAUCAGGAUGCAGUCACAAACGCAUUUGAUCUACACAAUAUAAAAGAUCGGAAUAUAGCGGAUUUAUCUGGUGGUGAAUUACAACGUUUUGCAUGCGCAAUAAUGUGUAUACAAAAAGGCAAUAUCUUCAUGUUUGAUGAACCAUCGAGUUAUCUGGAUGUUAAACAACGUUUAAAAGCAGCGUUGGCGAUUCGAGAUAUGGUCAGCGAAAAUCGAUAUGUUAUUGUUGUUGAACACGAUUUAUCCGUAUUGGAUUAUUUAUCUGAUUUUAUUUGUGUUUUAUAUGGUUCCCCUGGACAUUAUGGUGUUGUGACUAUGCCAUUUUCAGUUCGAGAAGGCAUCAACAUCUUUUUGGACGGUUUUAUUCCCACAGAAAAUUUACGUUUUCGUGAUGUUGCAUUGACAUUUAAAGUUGUUGAAACAGCUGCAGAAGAAGUAGUAAAACGUUUAUGUAACAAUAAUUAUCCGUCUAUGCAAAAAAAAUUGGGUUCAUUUGAAUUAUCAGUAGAUGCUGGAUCAUUUACAGAAUCAGAAAUAGUUGUAUUGUUAGGAGAAAAUGGGACAGGCAUGUCUCUCUUGUUGAUAUUCAACAGUGGAACAUUUUUUUCUUUCUCUGUAGGAAAAACAACUUUAAUACGAAUGUUAGCUGGAAAUCUAGAAUGUGACGGUGAAAUAGAAAUUCCAAAAUUAAAUAUUUCUUAUAAACCACAAAAGAUUAGUCCAAAAUUUACCGGUACUGUACGCGAUUUAUUAAAUUCAAGAAUCCGUGAAGCAAUAUUCCAUCCACAAUUUCAAACCGAUGUUGCUAAACCACUAAACAUUGAUAAUAUUAUAGAUCAGGAGGUACAAAAUCUUUCUGGUGGUGAAUUACAACGUGUUGCUCUUUGUCUUUGUCUUGGAAAACCAGCUGACGUUUAUUUAAUUGAUGAACCAUCGGCCUAUCUUGAUUCAGAGCAACGUUUACAUGCUGCUCGUGUUAUUAAAAGGUUUAUUCUUCAUUGUAAAAAGACUGGUUUUGUUGUCGAGCAUGAUUUUAUUAUGGCCACGUAUUUAGCUGAUCGUGUUAUUGUAUUCGAUGGACAACCAUCUGUUAAAGCACAUGCGUCUAAACCACAAGCGCUUGUUCCUGGUAUGAAUUCAUUUUUGAAACAAUUAGAAAUAACAUUUCGACGCGAUCCAGAAAAUGCACGACCGAGAAUAAAUAAAUUGAAUUCGAUGAAAGCAUUUUGUGCACGUGUAAAUGUAAACGGUAUUCAACGAACAAAAGAUGAUUAUAUUAAAAAUCAAAUAAAAUCAAUCUUUCAUUCGUUGACUUUUGAAGAUCUUUUACUUAAUGUUGAACAGUUAAGAAGUCGAUUAUUACAAUUAGGAUGUUUUAGAGAUGUAGCUGUCGUUAUUGAUCGAGCCAAAGGAUCAAAAGUUCAAAAUAGUUAUGAUAUUACUUAUCUCACUGAAGAAUUUCGUCCAUUAUCGGGUGGCAUCAAUACUGCAGUUGGACAAAAUGAAGGUUCGAUAUGUACAAAUUUUUCAUUACCAAAUUUAUUUGGACGUGGUGAAAAAGUUGGAAUUGACUAUUCAUAUAGUAAUCGUGGAAAUACAGAGGGUAGAUUAAUUUAUUCAAUGCCAACAAAAUUAGAUCCAAACAAACAAUUUUCAAUCUCAGCAUUUCGUAGUCAUUUUGAUAAUACAUGGAGUUCAUUCAAACAAAACGAUCAUGGUAUUAAUGUAUCUUAUAAUAUACCAAUCAUCAAUUUUAAUCAAGCAUAUCAUAGUUUCAGUUGGGAAGGUAUUUGGCGUUCAGUGAUGGCUGCACAUCCAAAUACAUCGCUUGAUGUUCGAAAAGAUGCUGGUCACUCACUGAAAUCAUCGUUAAAAUACUCAGCCACAAUCGAUACUCGUGAUCAUCCAGUUAUUGCUCGUACGGGUUCAUAUACUCAAAAUUCAGUAGAAUUAGCUGGACUUGGUGGUGAUGUUAAUUUUCUAAAAUUAAGUACUCUUAAUCAAUAUAAUUUAUCAUUACCAUUUAAAUCUAUCCUUCAAUUAUGUUUAUCAUCUGGCUAUGUUCGACCACUAGUUAAAAAUCAGAUGAUUAAAAUUAAUGAUAGAUAUUUUCUUGGAGGACCGUUAAAUAUUCGAGGAUUUGAUUAUCAUGGUGCUGGUCCCCAUAGUGAAGGUGCUGCAUUGGGUGGUGACUGUUAUUGGGCAUCCGGUUUACAUCUUUAUACACCAUUACCAUUUUUAUACAAUCGUGAAAAUUUAAUGUCCUAUGUGCGUGUACAUUAUUUUUUGAAUGCUGGAAAUGUUUUGAAUACUCAAAAUUUAUCAUCAACACAGUCAUUUUGGUCACAAUUAACAGCAUCUACACGUUUAUCCUGUGGACUUGGUCUUGUUUUAAACGUUAUGAAUGUGGCUCGUUUAGAAUUAAAUUAUAGCAUACCUUAUUGGACACAAAAGGGAGACAAAGCUAUCAGAGGUUUUCAAUUUGUACCAUUACUUGUAAUUAGUUUAAUCUUCAAUUUUGUUCUCCUUAAAUGGCGAUCACGGAUAAAAUAUGAAAAAAAGAGACAUGUUGAUAGAAGUUUGACAUAUCCACGUCAGUAUCCGUGCGGUUGGUAUCGAAUUUGUGAUAGUGAUGAAGUAAAUAAAGGGCAGGUAAAACAUAUAUGCGCACUUGGUCAAGAAAUGGUUGCAUUUCGAGGAGAAGAUGCUGUAGUAUGUGUUUUGGACGCAUUUUGUGUUCAUAUGGGUGCUAAUCUUGGAUUUGGUGGUACAGUCAUUGGUAAUUGUAUUCAAUGUCCAUUUCAUUUAUGGGAAUUUGGAAAAGAUGGUGUUUGCACAAAAAUUCCGUAUAGUGAUAAAAUUCCUCCAAAUGAAUUUGCCGAAAAUUCAGCGGAUACUCAACAUUUUAGCCCUUUGCACGGUACAAUGAUUAUACCAUGGACAGAAAUUAUGAUUCCAUUUAUUAAACUUAAUCACGUAGCAUCAUUUGCUCUUGGUUAUGAGAAACAUAUUGCAUAUUUUUAUGAUACGGCAAUGUUAAAUAUAUUUGGUGAAAAAUAUCCAAAAACAGAAGUCGCUGCUAAAAUAACAUUUUAUGGUCUUGGAGGAAUUACAUUAUUCCAAUUUGAUGGUGAAUUUGGUCGAUUAUAUUUAUUUCAUUGUCAUACACCCACGGAUUAUACAUGUUUAGAUGUUGAAUUUUUAGCAUUUGUUGAAAAAAAAGUUUCAAAAAUUUUGAGCUGGUACAUUAUUGGAAAUUGGAUUUCACAAUGGAAACGAGAUAUCAUAAUAUGGGAAAAUAAAAUCCAUAAACGAGCACCAUUUCUCGUCAAAACAGACGGUCCAAUAAUGAAAAUGAGACGAUGGUAUAAAGAAUUUUAUGUGCAAAAAGAGGAAGCAUUUGAUUGGUAAUUCUAGAUCAGCUAUAGAAUGACUUUUUUUGUAGAUUAUUAAUUCAAACUAAAAAAAAUUCACAUUGUUUUGUUUACACGUUCUUGUGUAUAAAAAUUGAAGAAAAUUAUUGAUAUUUAGUUAUAGUGGUAUAAUUGAAAAUUGUUGAAAAAUAUUGAAAAAAAAUAUCAUUGUUAAACGUGUAAUAAAAUAAACGGGAAAAAGAAAAUAUUAAAUAUUAAAUAACGCUCUUGAAAGAAGUACCAUGGGCAUAAAUCAUUUUAGAGUUUUAAUUAGAACAUUUUCCUCUAUCAACUGGCAUAAGAUUAUUGAAAAUGGAGUUUGACACCUGGGAAGGUUCUCUCGUAAGGAUAAAAAUGAUUUAAUAUUUACAAUAACAAUCUAAAAGAAACGUCUUAAAAUAAGAUGCAUAAGUUGGUUGCGAAUUGUGAAUGCCAUCAUCUUAUUCUAGCCAUCUCUAGAAUCUCGACAGGAGUAGUAUAAUCUUGGUGAGUGGGAUCAUAACACUACUUAAAAGAGUAUUGAUUUUGUGUUUUGAUAGUUUAAGUUUCAGAAUGAUAUAAUGGGAAUUUAUAUUCUCGAUUUCGUUCUGGUUCAAGAUUAAAGCUUAAACCAAGAGUAUUAAGCUCCCUUAGUGACUAAAAAUUAAAUGUAAACAAACUUACGAGGGAACCUCACUAACUGAUACCCUCCGGGUGAGCUCAUACUUUGCUCAUAGGUAGGACUCAUAGUGUAGAUAAAAACUCUAAAAGGAUUCAUCCCCUUGACUCUUGAAGACCUGGUUUUCUGAAAAAACAGUUUUUCAGAAACUCUAAAAAAUAAC
Molecule: messenger RNA, 4855 nt
Organism: Didymodactylos carnosus
Lineage: Eukaryota; Metazoa; Rotifera; Eurotatoria; Philodinida; Philodinidae
Source: the annotation of a GenBank genome assembly